Anopheles nili is the source of this 1736-nucleotide messenger RNA. RefSeq names its product parafibromin (gene hyx). The coding region runs from base 1 to 1632 and encodes 543 amino acids. The transcript has 5 exons. Gene Ontology annotation, biological process: positive regulation of transcription elongation by RNA polymerase II; transcription elongation by RNA polymerase II. The record is from RefSeq and is a predicted model, not a curated record. NCBI's taxonomy places the organism in Eukaryota, Metazoa, Arthropoda, Insecta, Diptera, Culicidae. Gene Ontology annotation, cellular component: Cdc73/Paf1 complex. Gene Ontology annotation, molecular function: RNA polymerase II complex binding.
AUGGCUGAUCCGCUGAGUUUGCUGCGUCAAUACAACAUCAACAAAAAAGAGAUCAUCGAACGGGAUGGGCAGAUAAUUUUUGGUGAAUUUAGCUGGCCGAAGAAUGUGAAAACUAACUAUUUAAAAUACGGUUCCGGCAAGAAGGGCGCCCCGAAGGAGUACUACACACUCGAGUGUUUGCUGUACAUCCUUAAAAAUGUGGGCUUACAGCACUCGGUGUACGUUCGGCAGGCGGCUGCGGAGGACAUUCCGGCCGUCAACCGUCCCGAUCGUAAGGAGCUGCUUCAGUAUCUUAAUGGCGAAACGAACACCUGCGCCAGCAUCGACAAAAGUGCCCCACUGGAAAUUCCGACGCAGAUUAAGCGACCGGCCGAAUCCGAUGGAUUGGACAGCUUGGCGAAAAAGGCCCGCUACGAGGAGACACAGGUGCAAAAGGUUAAGGAACAGCUGGCAGCUCGUCUGGAUGUGAACAAGAAGGAGGCGUCGGUGAACAUAGAUAAUAUUAAGUCCCUCUCAGAGACGAUGUCGGUGGAAAAGAUUGCUGCUAUCAAAGCGAAGCGUUUGGCAAACAAAAAAGUCACAAUCAAACGUACCGACAACGACGAUGCGAUGGGCGUGGGACCGGAUUUGCGUGUCAUACUAGAUUUCGAUGUUGAUUCGACGAAGGAUAUCGUGAGCCGUGAGCGGCAAUGGCGAACGCGAACCACAAUUCUGCAGAGCAACGGGAAGAUAUUCGCCAAAAACAUUUUCGCCAUACUGCAGAGUAUCAAAAACCGCGAGGAGGGUCGCGGACGUCCACAGGCACAGCCAGUAAAGCUUCCCGAACCACCACGAGUCAUCCGGCCGCAGCCUCAGCCGACGCAAUACAAUCGAUACGAUCAGGAACGGUUCAACCGGCAGAAGGAGGAAACGGAGGGCUUCAAAAUCGAUACCAUGGGUACCUAUCACGGUAUGUCGCUUAAGCUGGUAACACAAGGUUCGGCCGGGCAGAAUAAGGCCGCCCAGCAAAACAGCUUAAACAAUAACAACAGCAACAAUAAUAACAUCUCGGCCAACAUGCCCCCGGGUCGGCCCAAGGAGCUGAUUCCGACGGCACAGGCACGAAUGCUCGCUCAAAACGUGCCCAGUAAACGGCAAUCGCGCACACCCAUUAUUAUUAUACCGGCUGCCACAACCAGCUUGAUUACGAUGUACAAUGCGCGUGACGUAUUACAAGAUCUGAAGUUCAUCACAACGGACGAGAAAAAGAGGAGUGGUAGCUCGCGUGAGAACGAAGUGCUCAUCCAGCGACAGAAGGCGGGUAAUUUGACUGUUCCGUACCGGGUGAUAGACAACCCGGCGAAGCUGACGGCUCACGAUUGGAACCGGGUGGUGGCUGUAUUCGUCAUGGGACCAGCGUGGCAGUUCAAGGGCUGGCCGUGGGAUGGAAACCCGGUGGAGAUAUUUUCCAAAAUCGCUGCUUUCCAUUUACGUUACGACGAUCUCAAGCUGGAUGCUAACGUGGCCAAAUGGGCUGUGACGGUGUUGAACAUUUCGCGAACGAAGCGGCACUUGGAUAAAGCGUGCCUGAUGGCGUUUUGGGAAAAGCUGGACCUCUACAUGACAAAGUACAAACCGGAUCUCCGAUUCUGAAUGUCCAUUGCUACGUUUAUGCCCGUGCCAGAAUGCACCGCGUGCGUGAAGAUUGCAAGUUUUGUGCUGUACACGUGUACCGUCAGAGCAGCGUAAUAAAAACG